This is a messenger RNA of Harpia harpyja (harpy eagle), 1473 nucleotides long. RefSeq lists its product as uncharacterized. NCBI's taxonomy places the organism in Eukaryota, Metazoa, Chordata, Aves, Accipitriformes, Accipitridae. The transcript has 3 exons. The coding region runs from base 627 to 1409 and encodes 260 amino acids. The record is from RefSeq and is a predicted model, not a curated record.
UGCCGACCCAGGCUGGGCUGCCUCGGCGUGGGCCAGGUCUGUCAGCGUGCCGCGAGGCCGUGGCUUCGUCUUGGAGGACUCUACCGGGGUCCUUCAUCUUGACCCAAGUCCAUCGUGGUGCCCCAAGGCCAUGGCUUCGUCUUGGAGGACUCUACGGGGAUCCCUCAUCUUGACCCAGGUCCAUCGUGGUGCCCCAAGGCCGCGGCUUCGUCUUGGAGGACUCUACCGGGGUCCUUCAUCUUGACCCAAGUCCAUCGUGGUGCCCCAAGGCCAUGGCUUCGUCUUGGAGGACUCUACGGGGAUCCCUCAUCUUGACCCAGGUCCAUCGUGGUGCCCCAAGGCCAUGGCUUCAUCUUGGAAGACCACCCCAGGAUCUUCAUCCUGGCCCAGGUCCAUCGUGGUGCCCCAAGGCCGUGGCUUCGUCUUGGAGGACUCUACCGGGGUCCUUCAUCUUGACCCAGGGCCAUCGUGGUGCCCCAAGGCCAUGGCUUCGUCUUGGAGGACUCUACGGGGAUCCCUCAUCUUGACCCAGGUCCAUCGUGGUGCCCCAAGGCCGCGGCUUCGUCUUGGAGGACUCUACCGGGGUCCUUCAUCUUGACCCAAGUCCAUCGUGGUGCCCCAAGGCCAUGGCUUCGUCUUGGAAGACCACCCCAGGAUCUUCAUCCUGGCCCAGGUCCAUCGUGGUGCCCCAAGGCCGUGGCUUCAUCUUGGAAGACCAUCUGGGAUCCUUAUCCUGGCCCAGGUCCAUCAUGGUGCCCCAAGGCCAUGGCUUCGUCUUGGAAGACCACCCCAGGAUCCUUAUCCUGGCCCAGGUCCAUCCUGGAGCCCCAAGGCCAUGGCUUCAUCUUGGAAGACCACCCCAGGAUCUUCAUCCUGGCCCAGGUCCAUCGUGGUGCCCCAAGGCCGCGGCUUCGUCUUGGAGGACUCUACCGGGGUCCUUCAUCUUGACCCAAGUCCAUCGUGGUGCCCCAAGGCCGUGGCUUCGUCUUGGAAGACCAUCCCAGGAUCCUUAUCCUGGCCAAGGACGCCAUCUCCAUCUCGGAGGACCACCCUGGGGUCCUCCUCCUGCCCCAGAUCCAUCAUGGCACCCCAAAACCGUGGCUUCGUCUUGGAAGACCACCCCAAACUCCGUCAUUCCGCCCAAGAUCCACAGCUCCAGCUUGGAGAACCACCUUGUCCUCACCCAACUCCUUCAUCCUGCCCCAAAGCCGUGCCUCCAGCCCAGGGAACGUCCCCGUGUCCCCGUCCCGCUUCCGUGUCCCCAUCCCGCCUCCGUGUCCCCAUCCCGCUUCCGUGUCCCCAUCCCACCUCCGUGUCCCCAUCCCACCUCCGUGUCCCCAUCCCACCACCCCGUCUCCAUCCCACCUCUCCCAGCAGAGGGGACCCAAAUAUCUUGGAGGGGAAGGUGACUUCCAGUUGCCCCGGACGCCUGGGAUGUCCCCCCAGUAUGUCAAUAAAUAGUGGUGAAGGUUA